GCCGUGGCCUGCCCAUAAUAUCAGAAAAUCCCGACAAAAAUUCAAAAAUAAAAUAUCACGGGAUGAUAUUUCGUUUCUUCUAUUAAUUUGUAUUUGCCCCGGCAAAGUUCGCUAAAAACUAAGGCUCAUUUUUAUAACGAAUUAAAGCAUUGCCAUUCAACAAUCGAAAAGAUUUCAACUAUCAAAAUAGUAAAAAAAAUAGUUAACAAAAAAAAUGCAUCCGUGAGUGGGAAGUUUUGGCGAAACAGUAGCGGAAGGAGAGACGGAAAACGACGAAGGGCGUGCAAGGCAAAAGUAACGGUUCCUGUGCGGCGUGUGUGCGAGUGUGUGUAAAAAUGUGCUUGGCGGACGACAAAAGAAACGGGAUGCGAUUGCGGGAGCGGAAUUAAAAUUAAAUUCACACGAAUUUAUGUGCGAGGCGCGUGUUUUUGGCAACUCCUGGGGCUUUGGAAAUUUGCAUCGUUGACGAGGCGGAAUAAUGAAUCGAUGACUAUUUGCUGCUGAAACGGCCACAUCUGCCAGCUGUCUUGGUUCGCCUUCGCACCCCUCUCGCUCACUCACUCGCGUUAUCCUGUGGAGCCCCCAAAAUAGACAACAACAACAAAAACCAGACUCCUUGCCCGAGGCUCUCGGCAUCCAAUUCGAACACCAACUAGAUCCAACUCGAACUUGAACUCAAACCGCAGCGAACUCCAACCAGAAAAGCCUGCGCAGGAGUGAGAGCGAGAGAGAGAGAGACGGUGCGCGAGUAGGUCUCUCCGCCGGCUGAGGGAGAGGGAAAGGAAUAGAGGCGGAAGUGGUGACAUCUGUUUUGCCGCUUUGUCAGUUUGCGGAUGCUGCUCCUGCCGAACACGAACGAACGCGAACGGGCACGAACGAACAAGGCGAGCAACGUGAACAAGUGUGGAAAUUGGAAUUUUUAUUCAAAACAAUGCCCCUGCUGCAACAGUACGACACUCCUGAUUGCUCCGGUUCUGGAGGCAACAUGCGUGCCCUAAGCGGUGGCUCCACAACGGACCUCCUGCAGAAACACUCGAUCAGCUCCUACUUGGAUCACCAUCAGCAGCAGCAACAACAGCUCCAGCAUCAGCAUCAGCUGCAACUUCAACAUCACCAGCAGCAGCAACUGCAACACAAUCUCCUGGACAGAUGCAGUGACGAUGGAUUGAUAUCUUUUAUUAACGAUCCAAUCACACUGAACGAUCUACUCGGCCUGUGCGGCGGCAAUGGUGUCGGCAAUAGCCAGAACCAAGCGUUGACAUCGACUCCAGUGCAGGGAGGAGGAGGAGGAGGAGGAGCAAGUGGAACUGCAAUUGGUGCAACAACACCAACAGGAGGAGUAUUACAAGCUGGGCCAGGACUGGGAUCGAGCCAGGGAGGAGGAGGAGGAGGACAUACCAUUACCGCCACAAACAACUCCCAUCCGGCGGUCAACUCAUCCGCCAGCUUCGGUGGCAACGGCAGCAGUAGCGACGUCAAUAAUCUACUGCUCGCCAGUGCUGCUGCCGCUGCCGCCGGUGAUGGCGUUCAACUGUCCGCCAAUGCGGCUGUCUACGCUCCACUAACGCCCAGCUCCACUCAAUCAUCGGCCUCGCCGGGCACCAAGUCAUCCGGUUUUGACUACUUCCAGUUUGAAAAUGUUGCACAAAGUAACCCACUUAAGGCUUUCCAAAGAACAAACAUCAGCUUCGAUUGCUCUGCACCCUUAUCGCCAAGUACGCCUACAUCUAUUUACAAUCGCUCCUUUCACAGUUCACCUUUAGUCAGCGACAGCAGUAAUUCUUCGAGUGGCAUUGGUCUCUCCUUGGACUCCAUCAACAUGCUCUACCACCAGCAACAACAGCAACAACCACAACAGCAGCAGCAGCCACAGCAGCAGGGUUACUCCAAUCUGGGAAACUCUAUGGGCAGCGGUUUAGGUCUUAGCCUGGCGAAUGCCUCUACGCGAUCAAACUCGCCAGAAAGUCAGAACAGUGGGCAGUCAAUCACCGAGCCUAACCUACUGGACAUGAUUAAUCUACUGUCUGUGAAUAGCAAUAAAAUAGCCUCCAUGCAGCAGCAGCAGCAACAACAGCAACAGCAGCAUCAACAGCAUCAACAGCAACAGCUGCAACAACAGCAGCAGCAACAUCAGCUGCAGCAGCAGUACGCCAAUCUUAAUAGAAGCUACGAACAGCAGUUAGCCAAUGGAGGUGGCCAGCAGCAACAUGGCUACGAGCAGAAUGGCGUGGGCGUGGGAGUUGCUAGCGGAGGCAAUGAAAAUUGCCUUAGUCAGUAUACCCUGGAAAACCUCGCUAGCGUGGACAUGGAACUGGCUAAACUGCAGAAUCUACAGCGGAUCAACACGCUGAAGUUGCUGCAGGCCCAGACGCAGCAGAUGCCACUGAUUAAUCAGCUGUUACAGAGCUAUGCCGGAGGCACCAUAGGCAAUGUUGCGGGUAACCUGGUAAACUCGGGAGGAACACCGAUCGUUACAGAAUUGGCGGGAAACGGUGGCGGAGGAAAUGGGACCACCAGUGAUGGUCACCUAGAUCGCGUGGCGAAGUUCCACAGAAGCUCGGCGGCCUUAUGCGAUGCCACAUGCACCUGGAGCGGACAGCUGCCGCCACGUUCGCAUCGUAUGCUCAACUAUUCUCCCAAGGUCUUCCUCGGCGGUAUUCCCUGGGACAUUAGUGAGCAGUCGCUUAUCCAAAUCUUUAAGCCAUUUGGAUCUAUCAAAGUGGAAUGGCCUGGCAAGGAGCAGCAGGCUGCGCAGCCCAAGGGCUAUGUUUACAUCAUCUUUGAGUCGGACAAGCAGGUUAAGGCCUUACUUUCGGCCUGCGUGGUCCAGGUGGAUGACUCUCACAGCGGCAGUAACUACUUCUUCAAAAUUUCUUCCCGUCGCAUUAAGUCCAAGGAUGUUGAAGUCAUACCCUGGAUAAUCGCCGACUCCAAUUUCGUGCGCUCCAGUUCCCAGAAACUAGAUCCAACGAAAACUGUGUUUGUGGGUGCCCUACAUGGAAAACUUACAGCUGAGGGCUUGGGAAAAAUCAUGGACGAUCUUUUUGACGGCGUGCUUUAUGCUGGAAUUGAUACGGACAAAUAUAAGUACCCGAUCGGAUCGGGACGUGUGACCUUUAGCAACUUCCGGUCCUAUAUGAAAGCUGUUUCGGCUGCCUUCAUCGAGAUUAGGACCACGAAAUUCACUAAGAAGGUACAGGUGGAUCCUUACCUGGAGGAUGCCCUGUGCUCUAUAUGCGGAGUGCAACACGGUCCCUACUAUUGUCGGGAAUUGUCGUGUUUCCGAUACUUUUGCCGCAGCUGCUGGCAGUGGCAGCACAGCUGUGACAUCGUCAAGAAUCACAAGCCCUUGACACGGAAUUCCAAGUCACAGAGCCUGGUUGGCAUUGGACCAUCAUCAUCGACUGUUUCGCUGGCCUCAUCUAGCCAUAGUAUUCGGGAAGACAACAAGAUGGGUCUCAGUCAGCAGCAUCAACAGCAGCACCAGCAGCAGAAACACCAUCAGCUUCAACAACAGCAAUCGCAACCGCAUCCGAACCAUAAUCUGAUGGGUCUCUCGGUAGCUGCCAGUGUCGCCGCUGCAGCACCAAAGUUAACCUUCCAGCAGCGACUAAUUCAAAAGGAAAAAUUGCAUUAUCAGCAUCACCAGCAGCAUCAGGCGAUUUAGACUGCUACGCAGGCUUUUAUCCGGAACCGUUUUAACGGAAAUUUGGACUUUUAGGCAACGUAGAAAAAAAUUCUAUUGCAGCCGAGAUGGAGACACCGGGACUUAUCAUCGUCAUUAUCAUUGUAAACACAGUUUUAUUGAUGUGUAUAUUAGAUCGGUACGAUAUGAAGCUUACACGUUGAAUUUCCUUUAAGGUAAAUUAGUGUUUAGUAGGUCGACACACCCCCAACACCAAACACCCUCGAAAUCGAAACGAAAAAGACGACACCCCCAUUCUACUACUAUUUUUUGAUAAUCAUGCUUACAUAUCAGCAUUUGGAGCUGGCAUUCGAAUGCUAAACGAAUGAUACAUGAAAUGAGCAAUUUCAUUUACUCACAGAAAGAAAAACCCAUAAAUCAGCUUACUACUCAAGUUACUUUUUUGGCUAAGAAAGCAAAAAAAAAUUGAUUUCUAAUUUUGUAAAUGUCUAAUUUUUAAGCGAACAGAAAGAAAGGAAGCCGCUUUAAAGAGAGGUUUAGGAUUAUCAUAUUUGUUAUGUUUUGCGCUAUUACUGAGGAAUUUUAUGUAGUUUCUUUUUAUAUAGCCAAGCCCCCAUAAAGACCCGAGUUAAUAUGAUUAAUAAGUAGUAUUAUCAUAUAUGAUUUGGAUUGUCCGUUAAGCGUUUAUCAGGGAAUUUCAAUUUUUAAGAAAACAUUUUAAAAAUUGUAAAUUCGUUUAACUCACAAGUCCCCCCUAUUUUUUGUUACUCAUUGAAUUUUGUUACACACCUGAGUUAUUAUAUAUAUAUAGCCAUAUAUAUAUAUAUAUUGUUUAGUUUUUUGUUUUGGAUUAGUUUUAAGCAUUAUCAUUGUGAAGAUUAGCACGCGAUGCUUGAUGAUUGAUUGAUGAUUGUUAAACUUUGUUUUAAGAACUUAUCUUUCUUUGGCUUUUUUGGCUGUACCAGUUUUAGAGCUCAUUGGCUAUUACUAGGCCUAUCAUUUGUCAAUAUUAAUUUCAUGUAUUUUUGAGAAAGGAUCUCUCCAGCGCUUAUCAAAACUAGAAUCUAUAUGUAAAGAACCAGAUAUUACAUAUUGUAAACAUGAUCACAAGGCUUUAUAUAAUUUAAAACUUAUUAAUUUUUGUAAAACCUAUCAAGAUUAAGGGAACCUAACUUAAAACAAUACCUUUAAAAGAAAACUAAAUUGAUUAACUAAAAAGAAAAAAUAACACCACUAACACACACACGUACUCACCAAAAAAAAACCAAACAAAUAUACAAAAAAUCGCUUUUGAAUUCGCCUUGGUUUCAUUUUGGCAACACUUAAUCCACGCUUCCCAUGCUAAUUGUUAAUCUCACUUAAGAUGAAAACGAACUUUAAGUAACUUAGUCUAAUAUCAAAAGUUAAAUUCAAACGAAUUUAAGCAUAAAAACAAUCAAAUUACUUUACCAAGCAACUGAAAUACUCCAAAAAAAAAACAAGAAAAAGAAAAACCAAUGUAAUCGAGUAGUUCAGAGAAAGAAAAAUUAACGCUGCGGGUGUUAUGUGACAUUUUAAACGCAUUACUACUCUCUAGGCAUUAAUUGUUUUUAGCAUUAUUAACUUGGACAUCACAACACUUUAACACACACACACACGCAUUACGAUGAACCUACAGGGAUUUUAUGGUAGUCUUCGAAAGAAACAAAUUAAAAAACAACAACUAAAUAAUUAACAAUAAUAAUAAUAAAAAAACAAUAAUUGAGAACGACGAAGUGUUAAGAGACGAAGGCUAGAACAAGGCUGCAGACUAGUUGAAUUUGUUUUAGUUUUUAAAAUAUAGAUUUGCAAAAAUAAGCAAUUUUUAAUUAACCAAUAUGAGAAGAAAGAGGAGGGAUUGCGGGUCUAGGGUAAACAUGGAUGCCUCUUAGUGUAACGGUUUCUGUUGUAGCGCCAAACUACCUAGCUUAGUUUUUCCUUUUUGGCCAUGGACAUGGCCGGAAGUGUGUAUAAGUAGCAAUAAACCCCCAGACCCACAAAAAGUGCAUUGUUAUUAACCAUAUUUACCUAGCUAUAUAUACAUAUAUAUACACGUACAUACAUAUUGCCUUCGAUUAGGAGCGAGGAGAAACCCAAGCAAAUCACCCACUUAAAUCGCUUUAAUGCCAAACCACAAAUCAAAAAGCUUAUUGACUACUUUUAAUGCAAUUACUAUAUACGAGUAUAUAUAUAUUGUAUAUUCCACAUCCUUUUGCCUACCAAGCGAAAAUCAGCCUGGAAUUUGACUAUACAUCAUAUAUAGUUUGUAAAAUAAUGGAUAUCAGGAGUUGCGGAGCAUAAAGAGAUAUACAUUUCGCCGUAAUACUUAACCUAUAAAUACCAUAGACCCAAAAAACUGCAUAAGGAAUACGAAAACACACACACAUAUAUAUAUAUAUUUUAAAGACAAAGAGUUAGGGAUAGACGAGGUGGUAAUACCUUAACCUAAGCUAGACAAAAACUGUGUACAGAAGACAUACAGAUUAAAAUGGUGCUUUAGCUGAAUUAUUAGUAAUCGUAAGACUUACCUUUUGGGAUAGGAAAACCUAAAUGCUCCAAGAAAAUACCUUAUUUCACUCGUUAAUGAACGUAUCUUUUUUAAACUUAAUUUUUUUAGCCUUAAUAAUUAUUAGGUGUGUGUUGAUGGGUAAAGGAGAUCAAGGCAGUACCAUUAUUUUAUUGAGAAAAACCAGCAAAAAUGUUUCAAAAUCUAUUGGAAAAACCAAAAGUGUUUUUAGCUCGCAUUUCACAAAACACACACAUUAAACUAACACUAAAACACAUAACAUUUUCGUAAACAAUUUUAAAUAACUAUAAAAUUUACCAUAUUUUUAUUAACCAAAGGGAGUAAAAUAAAGAAAUGCCCCCACACAUUGACCAGGGCCAAACUUUUAAAUGGAACUUUUUAAGGCUAUUUCGGCAAGAAUCAAUAUUGGCGACUCUGAAAUCUCGAUCGUAUGUUAAACAGUUUUACUUUAAUGUUUUUAACGCUUUUACAAGCUUAAGAACCAAAAAUACAUAACGAGAAUUUUAAAUUAACACGCAGAUUUGUGUGUGCAAGCAAACAGUUUUAAACUUUUCCACACUGGCUUUUCAAUUUAUUUCAAAUCGAAACAUUAUUUUAUUUCCUAUCAAAAAUCGAACUAAUAAACUAAGAAGAUAUAUUAAACAAAUGUAUCAAAGAUUAAAUCCAAAUAUGUGAAGAACAAAAGAGACAUACACACAAAAUAAAGUUUAAACGAAAUGUAAAGGAACCAAAAUCGAACGCUUCCCACGCAAAACCGAUAAUAUUAAAUUUUAGCAAAGUAAAAAACUAAAAAACAAAUGGAACAUUAAGAAAAUAUGCAAAGCGUAAUUAGGCAACAAUAUAUAUACAUAUAUAUAUAUAACAUAAUAAUAUAUUUAAAAAAAUAAUAAACAUAUUUUACUGACGCAAGUCAUCUGGAUUAUCUAUACCGUCUACUUUUAAGGCAUUCUACACUAAAACAGAGUAAUUAUUUUUAAACUCAGCUAAGGUGCAAAUCAGCAAUGAGGAAGUUCUAUCGAAUGGGGAAUAUCUAAACUUAUGCCGAUAUCUCUUACCACGCAUUAACUCUAACCUAUAUACUGUACUCUCAAAAACUAACUCUCCAUCAUAUAAAUUAACUAAUCGUAUUCGAAAA
Molecule: messenger RNA, 7326 nt
Organism: Drosophila eugracilis
Lineage: Eukaryota; Metazoa; Arthropoda; Insecta; Diptera; Drosophilidae
Gene: orb
Product: cytoplasmic polyadenylation element-binding protein 1
Exons: 10
Coding region: 932-3667 (911 amino acids)
Biological process (GO): negative regulation of cytoplasmic translation
Cellular component (GO): neuron projection; synapse; cytoplasm
Molecular function (GO): mRNA regulatory element binding translation repressor activity; translation factor activity, RNA binding; mRNA 3'-UTR binding
Source: RefSeq, a predicted model, not a curated record